Pleuronectes platessa (European plaice) is the source of this 6024-nucleotide messenger RNA. Its product is annotated as collagen alpha-1(XVII) chain. NCBI's taxonomy places the organism in Eukaryota, Metazoa, Chordata, Actinopteri, Pleuronectiformes, Pleuronectidae. The record is from RefSeq and is a predicted model, not a curated record. The transcript is spliced from 54 exons. The coding region runs from base 232 to 5154 and encodes 1640 amino acids.
CCCCCUCUACCUUGUUGGAACUUGUCGACUGAAGCUAUGAAUCAGACAAAGCUAAUACAUAAACUCUGCAGGCACAUGUAAGUCCCUCGCACGGCACAGUGUAUCCCUUCAGCAUCUGGACUUUAUGCACAGAGAUAUACAGAACAGGACAGUGAGAUUAUUUCUUCUGAUGGUGGGCAUAAAGCGGUGACGGGAUUAUUUUUGCAUAAAUGUGGUAAAAGAUAACACUCGAUGGACAAGUUCACUCCAGUCAAGACAAUCAGCUAUGGUGGAGGAGGAGCUGGAGCAGGGAACAAAGGUGAGGGAAGAGCUGUGUCGGGAGGCUCCAAAGGCACAAGCAACUCAUUUGUGGUAACAUCCAGCCGCUCCGGUGGUUCAGGAGCAAACAACGGCACCGGAGGCAUCACUACUGUAGGAGCAUCCUCUGCUGAGGGCUCUGCAGCCUCUGGGGGCUCUGGGGAAGGGUUCAGGGCUGCUGGAGGGGGGUCCUCCGGGGCAGGGUUCAGGGCUGCUGGAGGGGGGUCCUCCGGGUCAGGGCUCAGUGCUGAGGGAGGGGGGUCCUCUGGCAUGUACUCUGGUUUUAUCGUUGAUGGCAGAGAUGGAAAAAAGGAGGGGGGUCAAGGUGCUGUAUCUACAGGGACAAAGACCAGCUGCAGUUCAGGUGGAUACGGUGAAGCAAAGAGAGGGUCUUCCUCUGCAAUCACUUAUUCUCCAAAAGAGAAGAGGAGCAGGAGCAGCAUGGCAGCAGCUCUCCCAGAUGUGUUUGAUGAAAGUUCAAGCACAAGCUCUUCUCCAGAGUACACCAGGAAAGACUACGGCACAUCAAAUGCCACUUCAAGUUCUGCCACCAGGGGGAGAACUCAGAGCAGAGAGAGUGAGAUCAGAGCCAGACUUCAGAGUGCUUCUCCCCCAGCACGUUGGACGGAGCUGGAUGAUGUGAAGCGUCUGCUGAGAGGAAACUCCACCAGCACCAGCCCCACUCAGUCCCCUAACAACACGCUGCCCAUCCCGAGGAAGGCCAGUGUGGAGGCCAGGAGCAUGUCUGAGAGCUCCAGCACAGACCUCCCCUAUGGCAGCAAUUGGCCUGGAGGUGUGAGCAGUAGCUACAGUUACAACACGAACCACAACAACCUGUCCACCUCCUCCCCUCUUUACCAGUCAGGUCCAGCACUUCAGAACAACAUGACUCUCAGCUCUCCCUAUGUGAGCAGUGGCCUCUCUGCCAGCAGCGCAGCUCCAGUGUACGGUGUUCAGAACAAUCUGACCAGUACCAGCCCAACUCUUCCCUCUCUAGCAGGAGGAAACUCUCCAAUAGUUUAUGGUGUGCACAAAAAUCUAUCCGGCCUUGGAGUAAGCCCAAACACAGUGAGACCAAGAAGUCCCUCUGCUGACAAUUCCCCAGGAAAAGACUUUGUGCUGUUAGAGAAGGAGAACACUCCCAUCAAGAUGGAGUCACAGAGGCUGGUCGCGACCAAAGUCACGGCGAAGCAGUUCAUGUCUGCUCCUACUUCUACUAGUACCUUUGUGACCUACCCUGACGACUCACUGAAGAGAGAGAAACAGAAGUUAUCAGCCAGCACAGAGUUAGAAGGAGCAGACACUAAAGCUUCAGGCCUAAGGGUUGCCACAAAAGACAAAGCCACCUAUGCAGAGUUCCGAAAAGAUGAAUCAGGUUUUGGCUUCUGCUCCUGGUGCAGCUGGUGGAAGUGGCUGCUAGGCCUCCUGCUCAGCCUGCUCCUCCUCCUCGGACUCCUCUUUGGACUCAUUGCUUUAGGUGAAGAGGUGAAACGCCUAAAGAACCGCGUCGAUGCCUUGGAAGCCAUCGCUGGCAUCGCCCCAGUCCAGUCCAGUCGCGUGUCGGGCCCCACUGGCAUCAACAUCAUCAAGCCACUGGAUCCAGCAUAUGUCGACAGGACCAUCUCCCUGACCCGCACUGAUAACAACAUCAACCUGGAGGCUGGGCCGGGAGGAGGAGGAGACACAACGAGCACACAGAGACAGGACAGCACUGCACUGCAGAGAACUGUUCAGCAGCUGGUCAGGGCUGAGCUCCAAACGGAUACUGUACGAGAAACACUUAAAGGAGAGAGAGGAGAGCCAGGGACCAAAGGUGACCCAGGGGCACAAGGACAAAAAGGCAAUGGCGGUUUCUCUGGUCCGCCAGGUAAUCAAGGGCAGAAUGGUCACCCAGGACUGGAAGGGCCAAGGGGACCUAAGGGAAGUGCAGGUGAACCAGGUCCCGAGGGACCAUUAGGACCUAGGGGCCGUGAGGGACUGAUGGGACCUCGCGGAGAGACAGGCCCAUCUGGUUUUGGAGUGAAAGGAGACCAAGGUGAGCCGGGACGCCCAGGUCCUGCUGGAGCUGCUGGUGCUGCUGGACCCGUGGGGCCGAAGGGUGAUCAUGGACCAAAGGGUUACCAGGGUGAACCAGGAGCGCCAGGAGCAAAGGCUGACAGAGGAAGUCCGGGGACGCCAGGAACCAAAGGAGAGCAGGGAGAGCGGGGAUCACGUGGAUCAGCAGGUGAACCAGGACCACCUGGACCACAAGGUUCUGUUGGACCAAAGGGGACUAAUGGGAUUACAGGUGAGGGAGGUUCAAUAGGACCUCCUGGAGUCAGAGGACCAGCUGGACCUCCUGGAGAUAAUGGACCCCAAGGCACCCCUGGGAUUCAAGGACCCCGAGGCAUCGCUGGGAACCCAGGCCAACCUGGUGCUCAAGGUGCACCCGGUUCAUCUGGUAAAGUCAUCACUCCAAUUGGCUCUGACACUGUGGCCAUCCCCGGACCUCCAGGGCCAUCUGGGCCUGCAGGCCCUGCUGGAUCUCCUGGUUUGUCUGGUCCCAUUGGCCCUGCUGGUGUCCCAGGACAACCUGGCUCUAAGGGUACACAAGGGGAGGCAGGAGAAAUGGGACCGAAGGGAGAGCAAGGAAAACCUGGCGAGCCGGGCAUCAGCGUCACAAAUUCAGAAACUGUCAGUGCCCCCCGUACUGGACUUUCCUCAGUAGCAGGUUUGCCCGGUCCACCAGGACCCCCAGGUCCUCCUGGACCAUCUGGUCCUCAUGGUCCUGCUGGUGAGACUAAACAAGGUCCUCAAGGACGCAGAGGUCCUCCGGGACAGCCAGGUGAUGGCUAUCCUGGACCCCCAGGACCGAGAGGAGAACCUGGCAGCUUUGUGCCUACUUCAGAGACCUUCUUUGCUGGGCCACCAGGACCCCCUGGUGCAAAGGGCCUAGCAGGCGAGAGAGGACCACAAGGUUACCAAGGUGAACCAGGUCAACCAGGUCUACCAGGUCAACCAGGUCAAGCAGGUCCACCAGGUCUAACAGGGGCAGCAGGUGUUGGUUACCCAGGUCCAAUUGGACCUAUGGGCCCUCGGGGACCACCAGGACAUCAAGGUGAUGCAGGUGUCCCUGGAGCCCCAGGAUUAUCUAGUGGUGGUUCAUUCAGUUCUGUCCCGAGUGGAAGAGAUGAUAGUAGGCCCGGACCAGCUGAUGUGGGCCAGUAUAUCGCAGAGUACCUUCAGAAUGGUGCCAUCAGGGAGUACCUGGCUGGACCUCCUGGACCUCCUGGGCCUCCUGGUGCUCCGGGAGCCCAAGUGAACACAGGAGAUGGGCUGGUGGAUGAUGUGACCAAUCGAGUCGUAGCAUACAUCCAGAGUUCAGUUAGAAGAUAUGAUGGGUCUGUUGGACCACCUGGACCUCCCGGGCCUCCUGGACCUCCGGGAGGCCCAGGGACCACAGAGGCCACAGAGAAUGGGCUGGUGGACGAUGUUGCCAACCGAGUCAUUGCCUACAUCCAGGGUUCAGGUAGAGGGUAUGAUCGGACUCCUGGCCCUCCGGGUCCUCCAGGUCCACCUGGCGCCGUAUCUAUUAAUGACAUCAUCAAUCUUUUACAACGGGAGGAUGUGAGGAGAUAUGUUGCUGGUCCAGCCGGUCCACCAGGACCAUCUGGUGGCCAGAUAUUGAACACCCAGCAGGUGGCUGAACAAGUGCUCAGUCUCAUGAAUGAGAGGGGAUUGGGAGGUGUUCCUGGACCACCUGGACCCCCUGGACCUCCUGGACACUUGUUAUCAACUGGGUAUCAAUCAAAUGUGGGCCCUCAAGGGCCUGCUGGUCCACCUGGUAUCCCUGGUCUACAAGGACCACCUGGACAAGCAGGACCACCUGGCCCACCAGGAUUUGGCGACCACAUCAGCUCAGACAUUCGUGACUACAUGCAAAGUGUCGCCUUCAAAGGCUUACCAGGCCCCCCUGGUCCCCCUGGACCUGAGGGCCCCCCUGGUCCAAUGCAAGGACUGGUCUCAUAUGCUGAGCAUACUGAGAGAGGUUCAAUCACAACAGAGCAACAAGAAGGUUUCAAGAGUCAAUCGAUGAGAGGAGCCAUGUUUGGGCAUCCUGGUCAGCCAGGCCCUCCUGGACCCAGAGGACACAAGGGAGAGCCAGGUGUGUCUGGCACUGGAGCCUGGAGCCUGGAUACUGCUGACUUCUCCAGUAUAGCUGUCCGAGUAACUGAUUACAUCAAAUCCCAUGGUCUGCUCCGUGAUCUCCGGAGAGACCCUGGCCGUGUUGUCCAAGGACUUCCAGGACCACCUGGACCUCCAGGAAUACCUGGACAAAGCCAGUCGGUCAGCUCCCGUGAAAAUAUAGCGGGUCUGGCAGAAUAUCUCAAAUCUCAUGGUGUGCUGCACAAUAUUGUGAGCACCUACAACAGUCGCAUUGUCCAAGGACCUCCAGGACCGGCCGGGCCCCCAGGUCCACCAGGAUACAGCGGAUUUUCUGGUACAUAUGGAAAUGCCACAGAACUGCUGGAAUAUAUCAAAUCGCAUGGCCUGGCCCAUGAAAUCGAGCGCACUCACAAUGAACGCGUCAUCCACGGACGACCUGGGCCACCUGGGCUUCCUGGUCCACCGGGUUCCAGCCGCUUGUUUGGUUCUGAUACAAACGUCUCUGAUUUGGUGGAAUACAUCAAAGCUCAUGGAGCCAUUGUAGGAAAUCCCGGGAGACCAGGACCGAAAGGGGAGAUGGGAGCCCCCGGCAUUAAAGGAGACAGAGGUGAACAUGGUCCUCCUGGGCAUCAUGGACCCAGAGGACUAAAGGGUGACAGAGGAGAUUUCUCACUGAUGACCAAAAGACGGAAGAGGAGCGUUGGCAUCUGAGAGCAGCGUCUCUGAACAUAUGGACCUUUAAGAGUUGUGUAUUAAUAAGGAGGGAACAUGUACUGAAGCACUGGAUGCAGCUUAUCAGUUUGAUUUUUGUAAGGGACGUGAUUGUAUUUUUUGUAUCCAUAAAGCUUUACAGCUCAGUCGUAUUUGGGAAAUCAGGGAUUUUGUAUGAUCUUGAAUUUGUCUGAUUGUAUUGAGGGGUAUUAUUCAGUGAGGUGACAUCUUUUUUUGUGUGUGACUGAUAGAGCGGACGCGCCUUUUUCUUAUUGCAUAGGACAUUUUCACAUCAAAUCAAAAACUAAACACAAGUGUAGUAGAGAGGAAACGGUUUAUUUACAGCAAAAUGAAAAUCUACAUUACAUAGGCAUUCUAAGAACUAUACAUUUAUUAAAAAAAUGCAUAAUGAUCUUGAUAUGGAUCCUGUUUUUUUUUUGCUGUCAAAAUUCAGAAUUCAAUCAAUUUAAUUGAUUUAAUCUACCUGGACAUGGAUUGACAUUUUGCGGUUAUAUUUGUAAGCUGCAAACCUCUAACGAUUACGUAGGUUUAAUAAACUGUAGCACACUGUGUGUAAGUGUGUGUGUGUGUGUUCGGGGGGGGGGUCAUAUAAAUAGCUUUUGAGAAAGUUUAGCAAAAGGUGCACAGCACUCCUUCAUUAUGUUUUUGCACAUAACUUCUCAGUUAUUAAAUACAUGUGACAAUCCUAAAGAAAAUAAGAUGAUGAACUGAACCAAUCGGUGGUCAAGAUGGCCUAAACCAGUCAGGUCAAUUUUUUUUGCAUCAACUGCAUCAAAUAUUACACAGUGUUAGCAUCACUCAUGAUACUUAAGCUUACAAUAAAAAAACAUUUGCCAAAGGCUCAAGCUC